AUGCCCGAAACACCGUCGUUCGAUCUAGAGAAGAUCAAACAGAGCUCGGACGGGAGCGUGACGUCCAUGGCUCUGCUGGCGUUCAACGAAAUCGUGGUGAACAACCCGUACUUCGCAGCAGGUGGAGGGUUGAUGUUGUUGGGGACAGGGUUGGCAGUAGCCAGAUCAUCCGUGAUCAAGUCGCUGUCGUUCCUUUACAGACAGAUGCUUGUGGACUUGGAAAUUCCGUCCAAGGAUAAGUCUUACUUGUGGUUCUUGGAGUGGAUGUCCCAAUACAAGCAGCGGUCCUCGAGACAUCUCUCCGUGGAAACCAAUUUCGUGCAGCACGACAACGGCAGUAUUACCACCAAGUUCUCGUUGGUGCCUGGACCAGGAAACCAUCUUUUGCGCUACAAGGGCGCAUUCAUGCUAGUUAAGAGAGAAAGACUGGGGAAGCUUUUGGAUAUGACCAAUGGGACGCCGUUUGAGACUGUUACGUUGACUACAUUGUACAGAGAUCGCAACUUAUUUUCAGAACUUUUAUUGGAAGCUAAAGAAAUGGCCCUCAAGGCCCAGGAAGGUAAAACUGUGAUAUUCACGUCGUGGGGCCCAGAAUGGAGACCCUUUGGCCAACCCAGAAUGAAGAGAAUGCUUGGCUCUGUCAUCUUGGACACAGGCGUCGCAGAUACCAUUGUUACCGACGUAAAGGACUUUUUGACUAGUGGCGACUGGUACCACAAGAGAGGUAUCCCCUACAGAAGAGGGUAUUUGCUUUAUGGUCCCCCCGGGAGCGGUAAGACCUCGUUCAUCCAGGCACUUGCCGGUGAGUUGGACUACAACAUCUGCAUAUUGAAUCUUUCUGAAAACAACCUAACCGACGAUCGAUUAAACCAUCUAAUGAACCACAUCCCUUCGCGCUCCAUCCUCUUGCUUGAAGAUAUCGACGCCGCAUUUAACAAGAGAGAGCAGGCUGAUGACAAGGGAUACGUACUGGGUGUUACCUUCUCUGGUUUAUUGAAUGCCUUGGAUGGAGUUGCAUCUGCAGAGGAAUGUCUCACGUUUAUGACUACCAACCACCCGGAAAAGUUGGAUCCAGCGCUCCUCAGGCCAGGAAGGAUAGACUUCAAGCAGUACGUUGGGAACGCUACGGACGAUCAAAUCAAAAGGAUGUUUCUCAGAUUCUAUGAGGGACAAGACGAACUAUGUGAGAAGUUCUUGGAAGAAUAUCACAAAUUGGACAUGGAAAGUAUCAGCACUGCUCAAUUACAAGGAUUAUUCGUGUACAACAAGCGGGACCCAAUCAGUGCUAUAAAGUCAGUGAAAAGCUUGAAACACCCAGAUAAUUCGAUCAUGUAA
Molecule: messenger RNA, 1335 nt
Organism: Dujonia railenensis
Lineage: Eukaryota; Fungi; Ascomycota; Pichiomycetes; Serinales; Debaryomycetaceae
Source: the annotation of a GenBank genome assembly